CUUCCCUUCUCCUCUCACCGUCAAGAUGAAGAAACGCUUCAUCGUUCUCUCCCUCUUCUGCCUCCUUCUCCCCUCCAUCCGCCCCACAACCGGGCAAUACCCCUGCCCCGAACCGGAAGACAUUUCCCCUUGCACUUGCUUCACAAAUGAGGAAGGAGUGCACGCGGAGUGCUAUCAGGCUACAUCGAGUCAGGAUAUCUUCUUCGCCUUCAACGACGCUGUCUGGCCGGUUACUAAUCUCACGUCAUUCAAUCUGGGACACAAUUAUGACGUCGAAGAGUUCUCCGAAAGAAUUUUCGGAGACAUCUCCUUCGAGGAAAUCACCGGUGUUUGGAGCGUGGUGCGCAGCAUUCAUCCCUCGGCUCUUCUCCCUUCCAAAGAUCGACUCAAAAGAAUCACCAUGGUCAGGGGCGCCCUGGAACAGUUCCCAUGGGACUACAUGCAGCAUUUCACGCAACUCACGUCGCUCGAAUUCCAAUACAAUCGAUUGACAGGAUUACCGCCUGUACAAAGCGACAGUCUAGAAUUUAUCGAUCAGAACCAGGUUUCGGAUAUACAACCUGGAUUUUUCUUGGGACUCACGAGCUUGGAGGAAAUUUCUUGUUAUCCCUGCCCUUUGGGACCUACUCUUCGGAACGGUACCUUGGCAUUUGAUAGUCCAUAUUUGGAAUAUGUGGAGUUCCCAGUCAGCGGAAUCUCAAGCCUGGAAUCGCACGCGAUAACAGGUUUAAGGCCCGACACGAUAGUUGAAUUAAGUGGUAACCCCAUAUCGGAGUUGACAGAAGGGACUUUCCGCCCCAUGCUUGAGAUCCUCUCGCAGGGAGAUGGAAGCAUCUCAUUAGGCAGUCACAUUGUUUGUGACUGCACGAUCGCCUGGCUAGUACUCAAUCCGAACUUUCAUGGAAGCAUCAUUGCCUCCUGCGCCGAUGGUGGACUACCCAUUCAAGAACUCAAUCCGGAGGACUUUGCAGACUGCAACGUGAUGGGGUCUCCAAUGGCCGGCGACUUCCCGAUUUCGAUCUCUUCCGAUUGAAAUAAAUGGCUGUACCUACCCAGGAG
Messenger RNA from Darwinula stevensoni, 1059 nucleotides. The record is from the annotation of a GenBank genome assembly. NCBI's taxonomy places the organism in Eukaryota, Metazoa, Arthropoda, Ostracoda, Podocopida, Darwinulidae.